Necator americanus (New World hookworm) is the source of this 1245-nucleotide messenger RNA. RefSeq lists its product as uncharacterized. The coding region runs from base 1 to 1245 and encodes 414 amino acids. Gene Ontology annotation, molecular function: protein binding; zinc ion binding. The record is from RefSeq and is a predicted model, not a curated record. The transcript is spliced from 15 exons. Lineage: Eukaryota; Metazoa; Nematoda; Chromadorea; Rhabditida; Ancylostomatidae.
AUGAACGCACCAAAACUGCCAAAAAGAAGUAACAGCGGAACGUCUUCAUCACGCUCCCCAACGAAACGAGCUGCAAGCUUAACGACAUCAAACAAAGAAACGACUCCUGCUUCGCACCCUCUAACAAAGCAGAAGUCACGAUCACCAUCUCCACCCUUGCAGCUAACCAGCAUACUUCGGACCGACUACCUCAUAAUUUCGGGACGUACGCCGCAAGCUCGCUCAACAUCAAUUGAAUCGCCACAAAAACGUAGCCCAAUCGAUCUACUAGAAAUCACUGUAAACAGUGUUAUGGAAGACGUACAGGAGUCUAAAGUAAUAGUGGCAGCAUCAUGCAAGGUUUAUGAGCUAAAGAAUUCGAUCUGUCAAGCUACCGAUGUGCUUGCCGAAAAACAACUCUUGAUAUACAAAAGUAAAGAGCUAAAAGACGACAGCGCGCCUAUAUCAAAGUAUGGAAUUACAGAAGAUUGUGAGAUAAUGAUGCAUGUAAGAAUGAAUACGGGUAGCAAAACGGUAAAAGCGAGCAAUGCUGUACUUUAUGUUCCUCCAUCUUUCCCUGAAGGAAGUGUUGACGAACUGAGGAGCAAAAUCAAAUCACUGACGAAUAUUCGAGGUGGAACAAAACAUCGCAUAUAUAAAAAGAAACAAGGCGGGAGUAAAGUAGACAAAAAACAUACUGAAUGGACUCCGCAGAAACAGUUCGAGCAUGAGUUGACCAGGAAUAAAAUGAAGAAACUAUUAAAAAGAAAGAGGAAGAAGAUACUGAGCUAUUCCCCACCCUGCCCAUCCACGGGAUCAAUUAGGUCGUCAGCUGAAAAUAUUCCUCGUAAUUUAUCCAAAGAAUCACUGGAGAAACCAAGCUUCGAAAAGAAAAGUGAUCCGUACACGGUUACAGAACUCCAACUGAAGACUUUCUUCGAACCUCCAGAAACGUUAGCGCAGAUGGAGCGAGAAAUGAAAGAUCUUACAUUACCUCCGUCAAAUAUGGAAGAAUUGAUUGCAGUGAAAACUAAAAGAGAAGAAACGUUGAAAACAACGUGUGGAGUAUGUCGUCGAAAAUUGCACGUUACGGAGCAACAAAUGGCUUGUGCGUGUUCCUAUACAUUCUGCAAGAAACAUCGAGAGCCUGACAAACAUUUUUGCAAUAUUGAUCAUAGGCAUGCUGGUCGUAGCAAGAUCCACAAGGAGAAUCCAAAAGUUAGCGGAGGUGGAUUACAUAAGGCGAGGACACCUUCGAAAGGUUGA